AUGUGUGCAAUCGGUGAGAUCUCCUCUCCCCUUCUCCCAUUGCGUUUUUGGUUGAUCGGCGUUAGUGGAUGCAUUGUUUCUCUAUUUGGAUUGAUGGCUAAUGGAUUAUUAGCGACAUUGUUUCUAACAAGGACACAUUAUCGGCACUCUCCCUUCUUUUUCCUCGGUUUCGUCGCUCUCUUCGACACUCUGCUUGAUGCCACUUAUAUCUUGCUAUUGGCAGUCCCCAUUGAAGCUCAAUACUACAAGAAUUUCGGUCUCUAUUUAAUGUGGAUCAACUAUAUGCCAUUUCUCUAUCUACUCGGUCAAAUCUUCAAAGUGGCAUCCGUUUUUUGUCUCAUCGUUGCAAGCAUUGAGAGGUAUUGUUUGACAAAACAUUGGACUUUUACGGGGUUUGAGAGUAAAACGAGAUGGAUCGUGCUGGUUGCGGCGUUGAUUUUGGCUGUCUCACUGAAAUUUAUCACAUCGAGAGUCGAGGUCCAAGAGCACAUCCAUUGCACUGGUUUUGAGCGAUUUCAGAUUGGAACAAUUCGCUCAUCCACUUUUAUGGGUAUUAUCAACGCGCUCGUUUUGGCCGUCCCAUUCCUCACACUCGUUUUUCUCAACGGCGGAAUUGUGUUGAUGUUGAGGAGGCAAAAUGUGCAGCAACUCCGCUCUUUGAUCACCCAGCUGACAAUGGGAAACGAUGUAAUGAAAAUUCGACGUCGAAAUAUUCGUGCCGCCACUCACACCCUUCUCGUCAUCAUCAGCGCCUAUUUACUGUCGAAUUUUCUCAAUUUAACGCUAACGAUAGUUGAAUAUCUGGAUGCAGAUUUCCUUCACCGAGAUCAUCCGAUUUUUUAUCAAUUGGCAGCUGAUAGCUCAAGUUUAUUGACAGUGGUUGGCAAUGCGAUCAGAUGUCCAGCACAUUUCCUCUCGAAUAAAGAGAUUCGUCAACAGUUUUCGUUGAUGUUCUUCGGAGAACCGUCUGAAAAGGAAUACACAGUGAAAGAUGCGGCAAGACGACGAUCAUCAGUUCAAGAGAGUCCAUGGAUAUCACUGCUGUUGUCAGCAACACAAAAAGUUCAUGAAGGUGACCCACAUCAAGCUCUUCUUUCCUCUCGACAUCUCAUCAAGAGACACUCAGCCAUUGCGAUUUGU
Molecule: messenger RNA, 1140 nt
Organism: Mesorhabditis belari
Lineage: Eukaryota; Metazoa; Nematoda; Chromadorea; Rhabditida; Rhabditidae
Source: the annotation of a GenBank genome assembly